AGUGACAAUUUAUAAGUAUCAGUACUGUGAGGGAGAGUGAAAAUGAAGAACUUGUUGAAUAUUGUAACUAUAAUCCUUUAUGCGUGGCUCAGUUGGGGUCGUACUGAUGGAGCUCAAAAGAGAGAAAGUGGAGAGGUUUCUUUUCACAGAAUUCAAGUCAGCUCUCUUUUUCCUUCACCGUCAUCAUCGUGUGUUCUUAUUUUCCAAAAAAAUCAUCAUGUGUUCUUUCUCCGAGAGGUGAGACAUUAUUUUAGCUAAUAUUAUUACAGUUCAGUCCUAAUCAGUUCCGUGUCUAUUUAGUUGAAGUGUUAGGCAUCGCAGUGGAAGUUUCUCAAUUAAAAUUUCUUAACACAUAUAUUCAAUAUUAUUAAGAAAUAGUCUUUCAAAUGCUUGAGAAAAUCUCUCAAAAUCUUGAGAUAUUUAUGUAAAAGACGUAUGAAUUUCUCAAGUUUUUGAUAGAAUCUUCUAUUAUAAUAUUAACAUAUGUGAUAAAAGACUUUUUUUGAAAAGUAUUUGAUGUAGAUGGCUUUAACUUAAUAAACACGUUAGACUUAUCUAACACUCUUACAUUAGUGGAUAAACUGAUUUCAUGAAUAUCUCAAUACCCUACUUUUUAUGUAAGUAUGUGAUAUGUGGCUAGCCUUGAGUUUAACAACAUUUACUACAGAGUUUCUUGAGCAAAUAAAUUUGGUUAUAAAAGGACCAACCAAUUACAUGCAGUUAAUAGAGUGACAAUUUAUAAGUAUUACUGUGAGGGAGAGUGAAAAAUGAAGAAUUUGUUGAAUAUUGUAACUAUAAUCCUUUAUGUAAAGCUCAGUUUGGGUCGUACUGAUGGAGCUCAAAAGAGAGAAAGUGGUGAGGUUUCUUUUCACCGAAUUCAAGCCAGCUCUCUUUUUCCUUCACCAUCAUCAUCACGUGUUCUUAAUUAAAAAAAAAAAUCAAUCAUGUAUUCUUUUUCCGAGAGGUGAGAUAUUAUCUCAGACCAUAAUUAACGGUAAAACCCAAAUGAGUUUUUUAUUAUUAUUUUUUUUUGUCCGAUUAAAAAUAAAAAUAAAAACGAACCAAUUGCGGGUCAGCACAUAUUAAUGGAACCUGCGAACAAUGCAAGAAAAAUCAGCGAAUAAUGAUCCUUGUUCUAGCUAUUUUGCAACCGGUUUUUGCUUUUUUGUGUCCCCCUUAAGAAACCCACAAAACACUCCCUCUCUCCCCCGAUAAUCCUGCUCAUAACUAAUAUUAUUACAGUUCAGCCCUGAUCAGUUCCGCUUCUAUUCAGUUGAAGUGUUAGGCAACGCAGUGGAAGUUUCUCAAUUAAAACUUCUUAAUUAACAUAUAUAUUCAAUAUUAUAAAGAAAUAGUCUUUCAAAUGCUUGAGAAAAUCUCUCAAAAUCUUGAGAAAUUUAUGUGAAAGACGUAUGAAUUUCUCAAGUUUUUGAUAGAAUCUUCUAUUAUAAUAUAAAUAUAUGUGAUAAAAGACUCUAAUGUCAAUGGCUUGAACUUAGUAAACACGUCGACUUAACUAACACUCUUACAUUAGUGGGCAUAAACUGAUUUCAUGAAUAUCUCAAUACCCUACUUUUGUAAGUACGUGAUAUGUGGUUAGACUUGAGUCUAACAACAUCCACUAGAGCAAAGAAAUUUGGUUAUAUAAGGACCAACCAAUUACAUGCAAUUAAUAGAGCGACAGUUUAUAAGUAUUACUGUGAGAAAAAGUGUAAAAUAUGAAGAGUUCGUUGAAUAUUGUAACUAUAAUUCUUUGUGUAUGGCUCAGCUGGGGUCGUACUGAUGGAGCUCAAAAGAGAGAAAGUGGAGAGGUUUCUUUUCACAGAAUUCAAGCCAGCUCUCUUUUUCCUUCACCAUCAUCAUCAUGUGUUCUUUCUCCGAGAGCAUCUAAUACCAAGUCGUCGCUGCACGUGGUGCACAGACACGGCCCAUGCUCGAGUCUAAGCAGCAAGAAAGCCGACCAUGACGAGAUCCUCCGACUCGACCAGGCGCGCGUAAAAUCCAUCCACUCUAAACUUUCAAAGAAGCUAACAGCCCGAGACAGAGUCAGUCAAAGCCAGUCAACGGACCUACCUGCUAGAGAUGGGAUCACAUUCGGUUAUGGAAACUACGUCGUGACGGUCGGAAUCGGGACGCCGAAACACGACCUGUCUCUGUUCUUCGACACAGGCAGCGAUAUAACGUGGACGCAAUGCCAGCCAUGUGCUGGAAAGUGCUAUUCCCAAAAGGAGCCCAUCUUUAACCCUUCUUCGUCUUCUUCCUACUCCAACGUCUCCUGCUCAUCUCCCGUUUGCGAUUCUCUCACUUCCCAAGGUCUGGUUAAACAAUGCUCGGCUUCCAACUGCAUCUACCUUGCCGGAUACGGCGAUAAAUCCUUCACCCAAGGAUUUAUGGCCAAGGAGAAAUUUACUUUAAACUCCGAUGUCUUCGACAGUCUUAACUUCGGCUGCGGUCAGAACAACCAAGGACUUUUCACCGGUAUAGCCGGUCUCCUCGGUCUUGGCCGCGGCUCAUUCUCAUUUCCUUCGCAGACGGCAAAGACCUACAACAAUAUAUUCUCCUACUGCCUCCCGUCUUCCCCACAGUACACUGGCCAUCUCACCUUCGGAUCAGCUGGACUAUCUAACUCCCUCCUCAAAUACACUCCGGUCUCCACAGUCAAAGACAGCUCAUCCUUAUACGGCCUAGACAUCGUAGGUAUCUCCGUCGACGACAAGGAGCUCAAGAUCCCUCUAACCGUUUUCUCCACUCCCGGCGCUAUCAUCGACUCAGGCACCGUGAUCACUCGCCUCCCUCCCAAGGCCUACGCGGCGCUGCGAACCGCGUUUAAGGAAAAAAUGUCGAAUUACACGGCCGCGGCGGGAUUGCCACCGCUGGACACGUGCUACGACUUCACCGGCGUGGAGAGCAUAGACGUCCCAAAAGUCUCCUUCUCCUUCAAAGGCGGUACCGUCGUGGAGCUUGAACCGAUAGGGGUUUUGUUCGUGGCCGAUAGGUCGCAGGUUUGUUUGGCGUUCAUAGCGAAUGACAAGGAUGAUGACGUGGCUAUUCUAGGGAACGUUCAACAGAAGACGCUACAAGUUGUGUACGACGGUCCGGGCGGUCGGGUUGGGUUUGCUCCCAAUGGUUGUAAUUGAUUUAAAUGAGUAAGUUUGUAUUUUAAAAGGAGCUUUAUCCUUAAACGUGUGUGAAGUACACGAGAUAUACGUUUUGCCUGGAUGCAAGUAUGCAACACAUCUCUUUCUAUUGUAUAAGUUUAUAACUCAUUAUCUUAAUACAGAUCAUAUUAAGUA
Molecule: messenger RNA, 3293 nt
Organism: Brassica napus (rape)
Lineage: Eukaryota; Viridiplantae; Streptophyta; Magnoliopsida; Brassicales; Brassicaceae
Product: aspartyl protease family protein At5g10770-like
Exons: 3
Coding region: 1719-3137 (472 amino acids)
Biological process (GO): proteolysis
Molecular function (GO): aspartic-type endopeptidase activity
Source: RefSeq, a predicted model, not a curated record